Malaclemys terrapin pileata is the source of this 1923-nucleotide messenger RNA. RefSeq names its product 8-oxoguanine DNA glycosylase (gene OGG1). The record is from RefSeq and is a predicted model, not a curated record. The coding region runs from base 33 to 1337 and encodes 434 amino acids. The transcript has 7 exons. Lineage: Eukaryota; Metazoa; Chordata; Testudines; Emydidae. Gene Ontology annotation, molecular function: damaged DNA binding; 8-oxo-7,8-dihydroguanine DNA N-glycosylase activity. Gene Ontology annotation, cellular component: nucleus. Gene Ontology annotation, biological process: base-excision repair, AP site formation; nucleotide-excision repair; base-excision repair.
CGGCGGCCUAGAGCGGGGCCCGGGCGCGCGGCAUGAAGCGCUGCGGGGGCCGGGCGCUCUGGGGCCACCUGCCGUGCCCGCGCUCGGAGCUGCGGCUGGAGCUGGUGCUGCGCUGCGGCCAGGCCUUCCGCUGGAGGGAGCGCAGCCCCGGGCACUGGACCGGGGUCCUGGCGGGCCGGGUGUGGACGCUCAGGCAGACCGAGGAGCAGCUCUGGUACACGGUUCACGACGAGGAGGAGGAGGAGGAGGAGGAAGGCAGCCGCACAAAGGCCACGGGGCAGGAGCUGCAGCCCAGGGGAAGAGGCGUAGCGGGGAGCCUGCACCCUGAGGCCCCUGCCAUGGAGGCUUUGGACAGCGCAGGCAGCUGUGAAGCCCAGCAGAUCCUCCAUGACUACUUUCAGCUGGACGUAGGCCUGGCCGGGCUGUACCAGGCCUGGGGUGCUGUGGACCCGCACUUCCAGAAAGUGGCUGCCAGUUUCCCAGGCGUCCGCGUGCUGCGCCAGGACCCCGUCGAGUGUCUCUUCUCCUUCCUCUGCACCUCCAACAACCACCUGGCGCGCAUCACGGGCAUGAUUGAGCGCCUCUGCCGGGCCUUUGGGCGCCACCUCUGCCAGCUGGAUGGGGAGCCGUACCACGCCUUCCCCUCGCUGCAGGCCCUAGCUGGGGCUGAUGCUGAGCGACGGCUCCGGGCUCUGGGCUUUGGCUACCGGGCGAAGUUUGUGAGCCAGAGCGCCCAGGCCGUGCUGAGGCAGUUUGGGGCCGAGGGGUUGCACCAGCUGCGCAGCACCCCGUACCCAGAGGCCAGGAGGCUGCUGUGCACCCUGCCUGGCGUGGGGGCCAAGGUGGCAGACUGCGUGUGCCUGAUGGCACUGGACAAGGCAGAGGCCGUGCCCGUGGACACCCACGUGUGGCAGAUCGCCCGGCGGGACUACAGCCUGGAGCCGGGCUCAGGUGCCCGGAGCGUGACGAUGCGCGUGUACAGUGAGCUCGGAGACUUUUUCCGGCAGCUCUGGGGGCCCUAUGCAGGCUGGGCGCAGGCGGUUCUCUUCUGUGCUGAUUUAAAGACGUUCCGGCAGAACCCUGGCACAAGCGUCGGCAUGAAGGGGGGCCCAGCCCCAACAGUGGCUUCUCCGGCCCAUUGCAGACCCACCACUGCCCUGGAAGCAGGGGGGCAGGACUUGGCUUCGCCUGGGGCCACAGGGACUCUGUGCACAGAAGCAGCUCCAGCCCCUUGUGCCCAGACUGGCAAAUGCCACCGUGGGGCCAGCCAGAAGCGGCCCCAUGGGGAAAAGUGCUGCACCAGCCCUGGCCCCUCCCCACAGGGGGCUGGGCACUGAGCUGUGCUGCUGGGGGAGGGGAGAUAACAGAGCAGGGGGGGGCCCAGUUACAGCCUCUCUCUAGGGCUGUGCCCGGCUGGGGGCUGGGUGUAUGGACCAGUCCGUUACAUAGACUAUCAGCAUCCAGAGCAGCUGGAGGUGAAACGGGGGGAGGGUGGCUCAGUGAAUGUUUAUAGGCCAGGCUGGAGCAGUGAUAUGGCACCCACCAGGGCGAAAGGCCCAGUACCCGCCCAGCUUGGCUCAGCACAACCACCCACUGAGGAAGCCGGUGUGGCGCAGCGGCCGACCUUUGAUGAACACAGCGUGGCUUGAGCGUGGGGGAGAGCCCACGCGAGCCGGGCUUGGGCCCUUCCUUAUGGCCGUAACCCAGCUGCGCUUCCCAGAGCUGGAGGGCCUGGCACUGGGAGGCGCACACUGCCAGCCUGCCUUGCGGGGUCUGCCGAGGGUUCCCAUGUGCACUCAUUCACCCUCCCCCUUGGGUCAACCCCCAUGUCACAGGCUGGGGGGGCCUGGGGCACUGACCCAGAAGAGCCUUGCCUUGGCCCGGCCACAGUGCGAGUGGAUGGAGGUGGGGGGGGGGGGGGAA